AUGAGUCCUCUAUCUAUCUCUAUGUGUAACUUAUCUUGCCACAGAGGAAGAGUAUGCCCCCUCUCACUUAUCUGCUACUCAUGUCUGUGUACAUCUGUCUAACAGGAACCAUCUUUGUACACUGUGAAAGCAGUCCUCAUUCUGGAUAAUGAUGGAGAGAGGCUCUAUGCAAAAGUAAGACUUUGAUGAUCAGGUGUGUUAUACUGGGCUGGAACAAAAGCCUGCACACCCAGUAAUUCAGGACCGAAGUUGGCAAGCACUGCUAUGUAACUAAUUAUGUCAUUAUGUAAUACCUAGCUGCAUUAGCCUACCAUUUGAAAUGUACUAACAGGGUCAAUCCAUAUGAAUUCAAUCACUUUUUGACAGCAUCCCUUUUGAUUUAAACAAAACUUUCCAUACAUCUUUGCCCAUGGAUGAAGUGGUCAGAAAGUGACUUGUUGGACCUGAAUGCCAAAAAAUUCAGGAGAUAGAGGUGCUCAAAGUUUACCCAUUUUGCAUACCCCACCAUACCAUGAGACCUACAUGUCUUCAUCGCUGGAAAAAAUAAACGGUUAAGUCUGAUAUCAUUUAAAAGCUUACAAAUAGGGUUGUCAAACUAUUUUAUUAUUUCUUGAAAAAUAUUUAUUUGAAUACAAAUUUAAAUUGUUUAACCUUUAAUGUAAAUGAUCUAAUAACGCGUAAACUCCGAUUUUUUUUCUUCUUCAUAUUCGCAUAUGUAGCUUAGACCCUACUUUAAAUCAUCGGAGGUGUUUGUGAUGUGCCCGCCAUCGGUUGAGAUACAACAUGCUCUUGAAUACAGGGUGGGUGGCAUUUCUAUCAUAGAAAUAUAAUUCAUAGACUGUACCUAUCCCUCCAGACCACUGCAAUUUAGCUGGUACACCAUUGACAUUUAAAUUGAUUAUAACAAUUUUAACUUCUAAUUACUACCACAAAGAUGGCCGCCGGUCCACCCACCAUUGAAUGUCAACUUAAAUGGUAAUGUCUAUUCUAUUAUCUAUAUUUCUAUGAUUUCAAUAGGUUUCCUAUGGAGGAUUGACAGUAUAAUUUAAAACAAUGGAUAUUCCCAUUCAAGUCAACAUUCUCUGAUGUACCGCCGGUACCAUUUGAAAGUAAAAAUUUCAAUUUUAUUCCCAUUUUAGGACACCCACCCUGUAUUCAAGAGCAUGUUGUGUCUCAACCGAUGGCGGGCACAACACAAAAACUUCAGAUGACGUAACAUAGGGUCUAAGCUACAACAGAUGUGAAUGUGAAAAAAAAAGAGAAGAUAGAGAAGACGUUUUUAGAUAAUUUAGGUGAUUUUUUUUUUUUCAAGAAUUCUAAAUCAAUCUCAACCGUUUAUCUUUUCAAGACAUGGAUGUUUAAUGGUAUUGUGGGGUAUGCACCUUUUAUGUCAUGAAUGUUUUGGCAUUCAGGUCCAAAAAGUCACUUUCUGAGCAUUUCUACAAUGGGCAAAUAUGUAUGGAAGGUUACGAUCAAAUCAAAAGGGGUGCUGUCAAAAAGUGAUUGAAUUCAAAUGGAUUUACCCAACAACAAGAAAUAUUUGUGGUAUCGAUCCCCUCCUUCUAUUCAUGCUUUUAAUGCUUUAUUUACAGUAUUAUGAUGACACAUACCCUUCAGUGAAGGAACAGAAAGCUUUUGAGAAGAACAUCUUCAGCAAGACACACAGGACAGACAGUAAGAAAUGCAUUUGAACACACACACGCACACACUAGUUAUGUGCGGGUCAGCUUUGUUCACCCGCACCUGCCUGCAAUUGCUAAUAACCCAUCCGCAACCGCCCAACUAUAUGUGAUAAAGUGAAAAACUGAGGGCCGCACCUGACCCUAACCCACAAAUAUAGCAAAUGCGCUGUACAUUGACAGUGGGUGCAGGAUUAGUUUUUACGCCUAUUUUAGAUAGGCCUAUGUUUUGCUUAUAAUUUCCUACAUUUUGGUAGGCUAUUUGUCAGUCAACUUGUCUAUAAUUAGAUACACAUCUCUUCUGUCAUUACUUGUUGCCCUAGAAGGCUAAAUAAAUCCUUGGUCACCAGAAAAUUAUUAUGAGUCAACCCGCGCUUCACUAACACACACACACACAGGUCAUUGUUUUACCUCUGUUUUGUUGUGUCUCAUUGUCAUGUUUCUGUGCCUACUCAGGUGAGAUCGCUUUGCUAGAGGGCCUCACAGUCGUCUACAAGAACAACAUUGAUAUUUUCUUCUAUGUCAUUGGAAGCUCACAUGAAAAUGAGGUCAUCACAUAAUACAUUAAUUGUAUGUUUCAUUUCAGUGCACCCUGCCAUGCUCUAAAUAACUUUUUUGUUGUUUCUGUGUUUUGUUUCCCUCCAACAGUUGAUGCUAAUGGCUGUUCUAAACUGUCUGUUUGACUCACUUAGCCAAAUGUUGAGGUGAGAUCUAAAGCUUAUUAAAGCACAUAUUUAGUCAUCUAUCAUUAAAAGGCAAGCUUAAAUUAUUUCUCUGUUGUCUGUCUCUGUAGGAAGAAUGUUGAGAGGAGAUCUCUACUUGAAAACAUGGAAGGUCUCUUUCUAGCUGUGGAUGAAAUUGUGGAUGGAGGGUGAGUUCUAUAUCUUAUACAUUUACAUUUGAGUCAUUUAGCAGAUCCUCUUAUCCAGAGUGACUUACAGUUAAUGCUUUCACCUUAAGGUAGCUAGGUAAGACAACAACAUGUCAUAGUAAGUACAACUUUUUCUCAAUAAAGCAGCUAACAGUAAGGUCAGUGCUAGUAAAACAAGACAAGUGUGGGCAGUGGCGUGUAUUCACGAAACAGCGCCCCUCUGUCUCUGUAUGUGUAGGGCAUCUAUAUGAUGCUGUCUGGUCCAAAAGAGUAUGACAUUUUUGCCGCCCGUAGCAUUGAAUGCAAUGGAUGCCAGCGAGCAUUUGGCGUCCUUUGAUUAAAAAAAAGUAUAAAAUAAUAGACAAUCUGCGUUGAGCUAAACUGAGUGAGCUCAACAGUGAAUGGUCCUGGCGCACCCAAAAAAAAAAGUGUCAAGGGAAGCCAGUUUGGAUUUGGCGUCACUCCUAUCGCAUCGAGAGCAUACCCCAUUGACAGAAACAACUUGAAUUGUUGCAUCUCGUUGUGUUGUUGUCCUCCAGUUGCAGCUAGCUAAAAUUGGCCCUUUCCUAAAUUAGCCAUGGAUGGAGAUAGGGAUUUGGACUUGUGGUUUUAAUUAAUUAACCGUACUGGCCAAUGAUUAUAACGGCGGUUCUGAUCCAACCAUUAAUUCAUACAUUGCGCCCCUGGCCUGAGAGGAUUUUAGUUCAAUAUGUAGUUAUAACGUUGCCCAUGAAAGGAAGUUAGGCUAGCGAGCAAGCAUAACAAAGCAAAAAAUAAAAGCGUGAUAGACUGUUUCGUCAACAUGAAAGAGAGGAGGAUGGCAUUGGCGUUUCUCUACAAGUAGGGUGAGUCAACAUGUUUUUCUACUUGAAAGCACGCACAUAAAUCCGAAACAUGGACAGCCAAAUCAUAUUUAGCUGACGUUGACUGGACUAAAUUGUUUUUGGUAUGUUUUAGUUGUCAAUGUAUUAGACUAAGCAGAGGUGAUUUGAUUCUGUUGAAAUGGUGCUGGAAUAGUGGAGGCAGCUCCUGUUUUCUUUGCGACUUGCGGUAACUCUCGGUGGAAUAGUUGUUUAGUGGUCCGAAUAUGUCGGAAACAUUAACUUGCUUGACCAUGUUGUAGGUCAUGUAACUGUUUGUUACAUGCAAUAUGCUUUGUCGACUUCACCGGACAGAGGUUUCUCUCCGGUUUUGUGAUGAAACAAAGGUGUGGUUGAAGUUAUUGUCUCGGCCUUUAGGCCUAUAUAUCACGGUGGCAAGACAUGAACUAACAGGUUAUAGAGCAAACAACGCAAUUAUCACAACACAGGUUGUAAUAUGGCUUUUGUUUCUGGUUUCCCCAGUGAUUUUACCCACACACCGCUACUGAGUGUGGGUCCAGUGUGGCCCUCUGUCUUUGCACAGUGUGUGAGUGAUAACAAGCUUCUCCCUGCUGUUUCCUACAGAGUGAUUCUGGAGAGUGAUCCUCAGCAAGUGGUCCACCGUGUGGCUCUAUGGGUAAGUAAAGGUCUCUCUCCUCUCCUCCCCUCCCUAGAAAGUACUCUUCACUCAACCUAGUGGACCCUAAUGGAACAUGUUCUGAGUAUUGUUGCUGUUGUGUGACCAGGAGCUAAGGCCACCAGGGCCUAAAAUGAACACCAGCCACCUGUGGGUAGAUUUUGGCAUCUUAAUAGACAUCUUAAUGUACAUUUCACCAGUCACAUUGGCGGGUGGUCAGGGCUCCACAGUGCGAGCAUUUCACCCGCAUUUGUGAAUAAAAAGUCAAGUAUGAUCACAUUUAUAGUAAAAUAAAUGCUGUAGUAGCUGUUUUCAAAGUAUUUCUGCCGUUUUGUUUCAUAGCUGGUAAAUUAAUCGCACAAAAUCAAAUAACUAUGAAUCCUAUAUAGCCUAUCCCACCUUGCACUGCAACACUGCCUGGCUGGGGGCUGUGCGCAGGUGAAAUGACAUUUUACUGAAGUGAGACUGUCCUUGGUUUCUUGGCUAUUUACAUUGUUUUGUUCACAAGCUAGGUUGUUUUUCUAUGUUUGAGUUUCAACUACCAGGGAAGAGAAGACAAUGCUUCUACUAGUCAGAUGAAAUUUCACAGGCACAAACACAACUUUUUUUUGUCUGAUCUGUGAUAUUUUGGUUAAAAGACUCAGAUCACAAAAAAUAAACAAUUAUUCAAUAUGCCACAUUAGUUACUUCUUACUAGUAAUAUUGUUUUAGAAACAUUACAAAGCAUGCUCAUCCGUUUUGUUGGUAUAAUUUUAGCGGCAAAAAAAUAGUGGUUGGUAGAUUUUUUAAAUCUACCUACCACAGUGGCUAGUGGACCAAAAAGUGAAUGUUAUGCCCUGAAGGCCACUAUGUGUUGUGCUCUCCUACAGGGGGAAGAUGUGCCUUACUCAGAGCAGACUGUCACCCAGGUAAGAAAAACAGCCCUAAUUACCUCAUUCAUCUCAACAUACUACAUUGCUCAGUGUGGAAUAUGCUCCAUUGCAUUAUUGACUCUCCACUCUCCUGAGACUUAAUGUGUGUCCCAAAGGGCACCCUUUUCCCUUUGUAGUCCACUACUUUUGACCGGGGCCCAUAGGAUUCUGGUCAAAAGUAGUGCACUAUAUAGGGAAUAGGGUGCCAUUUUGGACACAAGCUUAGAGCGGGGCCCAGUGUCCUAGCUUGGAAAUCCAGACUGAAUCACGCUACAUUUCACCUCAUGUUUCAUUUCACUAAUUUAGUGACAAUGGAGUGAAACAAAAACAAAAACUGUGCUGAAUUCAGUCUGGAUUUCCAGGCUACCAAUGUCCCUCUCAUCUACAAUAAGGGCAUGUUGAUGAUCAGCAUACUUCACCUUCUCCAAUCCUACUGUGUUGCUUUCACACUUCCUUAGUCCUUUUGGAUGUAAACCACACAAUUGGAAAUGAUUGGCUGGUGGUACGGUAGCCAGUGGCGGUUCCAUCGUGUGCACACGCCUGUGUGUCUGAGUUUAGCUCCUCUCCUGAUUAAUGUUCUCAUUUAAGAGGCCUGUGACAGGCUGCCAUCCCUUCUCUCUCUCUCCCUGUCUACUGAUUAAUGGCUGGCUGUCUUACUCAUGCUUUAUGGUUAUGGUUCUGCUUUCCUUCAAUGAAUUAAGAUGAUUAAUUAAUUCCUGCAUAUUUUCCUUUACUGGCAUUACUCAUCUUCCUCCAUCCAGCCUUUGUGAAACGUUAUGUUGAGGUCAAUUUAAUUAUUGAAUUUUUGGGUGAAUCAUAUAGUCUCCCUCCACUUCCUUAAAAUUGUCAAUUGGUCUUCUUCUAAACCAAGGUGGAUGGGAUUAGAUUAAUUCGAUGGAUUAAUUCGGUGGAUUACAUUCAUUUUGUUUUGAUAAGGACAGUCUCGUUUUGAAGUUCAAUUUUUUUAUAACUACUGUGUGUACAAUGCAGGAGACGCAGCUGCUUGCACCAACGAGGGGUAGGGUCUACCCUAUCCCUGUUCUAAUAUUUGUUGGCUACAUCUGUGUGUCACCUUCAGCAUUCAGAUUUUUGUCAAAUGGCUUUCGCAAUAUUAAAUCAUAGGCUUUAUUAAUUGAGGGACAAGCAAUGUAAUUUGCUGGGUCAUUGUUACCAAAUGCGCUGUAGAAAAUUGUGUGUUUACGGGUGGCGCUGUGUAUGCUACCGGAGUGGACACUUAUAUCUUGCUGAUUGCACAUCUAACUGCUGAUUGGGGCUUUUCGAUUGCCAGGUUCACCAUACAAAAUAUUUUUGGUAGUUCUGCUUUAAACAGUCAGUGCAUUUGGUCAUUUACAUGAACAGGGUAAUGGUGUAAUUUCAUAACAAGAACAGCAAUAAUCUUUGCAAGCCUCACUGCUCUGAACUCUAGACAAGAGCAGCUCUCCUUAGUAAGGUUCCAAUGGUCAAAACCAUUUGGUUUUGAGAUGAGGGUGAAAUCCAAAACGGUUAUAUUAAUUUCUAAAGAUAGAUAUUGACAUAUUACUAGCUCAAAACAUUUUAAUAUGCUAUAUGACAAGUUAAUCAGUGGGUGAUGAGGAUUUCAGAUUAAAAGUGUGGGGACAAAAACAUAAAUCCCCCCCCCCCCCCCCCUCAAUCUGAUUGUGGUAGAUUCUCAGUCUGCCCUAUGGCUCAGCUCACACACUACAUCACACACACACACACACACACGCACAGGGCCACUCAAAGAAGUCAGCUCAGACAGAUCCAGCCCCUGAGCUCCAUCAGUAUCAGAUAUUCAUUUAGAAUGGAAAAUGAAUGUGUUCAUGCAACAAUUGUUAAUGCGUCGACCCGAAUCGCAUCGAUUCGUUCCACUAAUCAAAUCGCACCGAAUUGUUUCAAACUAAACGUAUUGUUCCUGUAUCGUAUCGGAGCCCAUGUAUCUAGAUGCGUAUUGAAUCGUGCUUGUAAGGAGAGAUGCACAUCCCUAUAAAAUGGAUGUCGUAAACACAUGUUGGAGGCUUAUUACAAAAACAGGUUUGUUUGUAUGUUUACUUGUGUUGGUAUGAUCUGUUUUAUAAGGCCAGUUUUCAUCCACAGGUGCUGCAGUCUGCCAAGGAACAGAUCAAAUGGUCUCUGCUACGAUAGGACCUGUCGACUCCCCGGUUCAACUCCCCUCAUCUAACACUGUACCACCAUUAUCCAUGGCUCCUCUCUCUGUGAUGACAUCUCUUCCCCUGUGCUCAUUACUCACCAUUCCUCCAAUCAGGGCUGACGAGAGGAUGAUCUCUCAGCCAGUCAGACACUGCCAGGGCAAGGGAUAUCUUAGAGUUUUGUCUGUCUGAAUCGAUCAUUUCUAUAAUUUGUGUGUCUUUACUGUAAAGGUGUAUUCUUCUGAUAUCUAGCUGUAACGCUAGCUAUGACAGAUAUUGGAUGGUAGUGUGUCCAUACAUUCCAGUUGCUUGGUUUGCGUUUUCUUCCACAGACCCUAACCAUUUCAGUUGACAGCUUCAUGCCCCUCAUCUCUGAUAACAAUACAUGUGUUAACAAUAGUACAGACCAUAGAAAUAACUCCUUUCUAAUUCUAUGGUCCAGACAUGUGGUCAGAUCAGGCAACAUCGUUGUUAGUCACUCUGUGCUCUUCAGAGUACUGUAUAAACUCAGUCAUUUAAAUAUUUUGAAUAAAAACAUUUAUAGACACUGAA
Molecule: messenger RNA, 7657 nt
Organism: Coregonus sp. 'balchen'
Lineage: Eukaryota; Metazoa; Chordata; Actinopteri; Salmoniformes; Salmonidae
Source: the annotation of a GenBank genome assembly